AUGCCAAUCUGGCCGAAUAAUCGAUCAACCUUGGCUGUACUGAUAGUUCGCCAGCUAGAGGCACCCACCUCAGCGGCGUCGGUCUACGAAGAGCCGUCAUAUUCGUGUCUUUUUGAAAACGAAUGUAAUGUAGUGGAUGCGGAAGUUGUGCUUGGAUUUGUGAAUAAUGUCAAAAUAUUCAUUAAGGUAUGUACUCUUUACGGAAGUAAUAGUUCAUUCAGGUGA
This is a messenger RNA of Cooperia oncophora, 225 nucleotides long. NCBI's taxonomy places the organism in Eukaryota, Metazoa, Nematoda, Chromadorea, Rhabditida, Trichostrongylidae. The record is from the annotation of a GenBank genome assembly.